Molecule: messenger RNA, 1678 nt
Organism: Carassius carassius (crucian carp)
Lineage: Eukaryota; Metazoa; Chordata; Actinopteri; Cypriniformes; Cyprinidae
Gene: zbtb25
Product: zinc finger and BTB domain containing 25
Exons: 3
Coding region: 239-1537 (432 amino acids)
Biological process (GO): regulation of transcription by RNA polymerase II
Cellular component (GO): nucleus
Molecular function (GO): protein binding; RNA polymerase II cis-regulatory region sequence-specific DNA binding; DNA-binding transcription factor activity, RNA polymerase II-specific
Source: RefSeq, a predicted model, not a curated record
GUUCCUACAUAGGUGUGUUACAAUAAAACAAAUUCACGAGCGCCUCAGAAGGUCUGUCAGACCAUUUAGCAAAACUGACUCUGCUCUCUCGUCUAGCCUAUGCACGUUGUCAUACUUCAUGCAUUUCGGUUCAGUGACUUUUCCCACACUAGAUAACUGCUAUAGUCUAUUUAUAUACAUGCGCCUUAGUCUUCCUUCGACGUAAAAAAACAAAAACGCAACGAACGUGCAUGUUGAGAUGGACGUGUCUGGCCACAGUCUGUUCCUUCUGCAGCAGUUGAACGUCCAAAGGGAGUUUGGCUUUCUGUGUGACUGCACUGUUGCCAUUGGUAACGUAUACUUCAAGGCUCAUCGUGCAGUCCUUGCUGCCUUCUCAAACUACUUCAAAAUGAUCUUCAUCCACCAGUCCAGUGAGUGCAUUAAGAUCCAGCCCACAGAUAUUCAACCAGAUGUCUUCAGCUACCUGUUACACAUCAUGUACACAGGCAUGGGUCCCAAACAACCCGUAGACCAGGGCAGACUUCAAGAAGGUAUCAAGUUCCUCCAUGCAUACCAGCUCUGCCACAAAACAGGUGAGGGUGGCCCUGAUGCAUCCUCUGAACCCAUCCGUAUGUCCAACCUGUAUGGCAUCCAGAUCUCUUCACAGUUGGCCAGUAAAGAGAACUCGGGCCUGAAGGCUGGUGGUUCACGGGACCCUGAGGAUGGCCGCUCCAGCACUAGGGCUGAUCGCACACAUGGCCGUUUAGCUCUCGCUGUAGGGCUGGAGGGAAUUACAUCUGAACAACAGCCUCAAAGCUUCCGUGCCGCAUCCUCAGUGGCCUCGGGGGAUGACUCUGACAUUUCGGCACGGAUAAAACAGGAAAGAGCAGAGGAGGAAGAACAGGAAGGUGACAAAGAGCCUUGCUCUCUCUCCCCAGCUCAGGUGAGCCCCUGUCAAACAGGUCUAUUUAAAGAUGGCCCUCUAGCCCUUUUAUGCCCCCGGUGCGGUGAACGCUGUCUGUCACCUGAAGGCCUACAAGAGCACCUAUUUACCCAUGCAGCCUGUGCCCUCGAACCUAGUGGUCUAAUGGAAGGCCCUUCAGAGGACAAAACCGGGGAGCAGAAGUCCCUAGAGGAGAGGCCUCCUCACAAUGAGCGCAUAGACUCUGGCAGUCUGGAGGAGGCCUUACGGCAGAGUCAGGUCCUGGCAGAUGAGCUGGCCGUGGAACUCAGACGAGGUAGUGGGACUGGAUGGAGCGGCAGCCCAUUGGCAGCCUUCAAACGAAAACGAAAGAUGGCCUGUGCCGUCUGCAACCUUCGCUUCUCGCAGAAGAGCCAGCUGCAGGAGCACAUGUUCGCACAUGUGGGCAAGCCACUGCGAUACCAUCGCUACAGCCGCUUCUGCGGGCAGGUGCUCCAUGGCUGUGAGGGCCAGCCUGAUAUUACCACAACCACAGGAGAGGAGGCAGCCAAGGACACUCAGGAUAACGGCAGUUCCUGCUACUCACUGGACUCUGAGGUGUCUCAGGAGAGUGUGGACGCAGUGACUGUGGAAUGAUGUAGUGUUUGACAUAUAGUCAUGCAAACACACAAUGACUGUUAAAUGAAUAUUCUGGAUUUAGUACAAGUUAAGCUCAGUCAACAUUUGUUGAUUACAACAAAAAUUAAUUUCCACCUGUCCCUGCUUUUCUUUUCUUUU